Onthophagus taurus is the source of this 2784-nucleotide messenger RNA. RefSeq names its product lysosomal Pro-X carboxypeptidase-like. Gene Ontology annotation, molecular function: dipeptidyl-peptidase activity; serine-type exopeptidase activity. Lineage: Eukaryota; Metazoa; Arthropoda; Insecta; Coleoptera; Scarabaeidae. Gene Ontology annotation, biological process: proteolysis. The record is from RefSeq and is a predicted model, not a curated record.
ACCUUAGUCAACUCAAAUCAAUCAUGUCUUCUCCAAUACCCUCCAUUUUCUGUCAAAGUUUAAAUCCUCACUAUAACUAACACCCUCCAUAAACUUUAAUACUAUUCACAAACUUUAGUCCCAGCACCAUGUCCUACCAGUGGAUUGGGAAACUACAUUGCAGCAAGGCGGAUUAUUGUGGUACGAAUAGCCCAAACAAUGUAAGUACACUAAUCCCAUACCACGAUUCAGUCCCAACAGUGCCACCUCACCUAACAGCACCACAUACUUGACAAACUUUAAAAGAGGUUGUCUAAAACUAUUUUAAAUUACACGAAAAUAGAGGACUUCUUUGUUGGGCCUGCAGAUAAAAGCACUACUUGAUUAUGUCAGUUUGAGAGUUUGAGUUUGAGAGUGCUCUGAAUAUAGAAUUGUGCUAGACAUCAAAGGCAUAAAACCAAAAAUAUAGCUAAUGUUCUAUGGAAACCUAAAUUAUCCACUUUGCUGGAUCUUUAGUAUUAUAGUGAUGUUUGAAAACACUUUUGUAGCUUUUUAUAAUUGUUUCGUGUAAAUAACUCAAUAUUAUUUAAAAUAGUUAUGCUUUUCCACCUAGAUACAUAAAAAACUAUUUUUUAUCCUUGCGCCUAGUGUGUCAUAAAACUCUUUAUUUUUAUAUAAAUCCCCCUAAUACAAAAUUUCAUCUGGUUUCUACGAAACUGUGUCAGUGUCAAAACCGGCGCGUCCACCAAAAUUUAUUUCACGUCGUAAAAAUUUUUACUACAGCUAGUUUAUGAAAAAAUAUUACGUUUACCAUACUGUAUAUACAUAUGUGCGUUCGCACACCAAAAUAUGUACUAUAGUUCUAGUGUCGAUAGCGACGUCGUAAUUUACGAGUGCGUAAAUUACACCCACUGUCCGCUACGAUAGUGCAAACAACUGAAUAAAUCAUAAUUUCAAAUGAUUUGCACCGAGUGAUUUGGAAAACACCGACGGCAACCCUGGUUCGGCUUGCCCUAAACACUAAUUGACGACUGCACUUUAUUACUCGCGAUAAUAGAAACACGGAUUUCGAACAUCCUCUCGGACCGUAUGUCGAAAGGAUCAUAUAUUCACACCGAUCUGAGUUGAUUUACAUCAUAAAGAUAAACAAAUACGUCGUAGUCCAUCACAUUCAAAUUGGAACAAAAAAGAAAAUUUAAAUAAAAUACGUUUUAACCACAAAUAAAAAUUAGUUGUCACAUUUGAAGUCUACGUUAUUCAUGUAACAAGAAUUCUUAUAUUAUGUCUACACGAGAAAAGAAGAAUUUGAAAUAUUUCCACAAAACAGAAACUAUUUAUUAUUUAUAGAUAAAACAACCCUUGUUGCUGAAUGUACAUUUUAUGUCAACAAGUUCAUUUUCACUGAUUCGAUACACCGUUUUAGUAAUUAUUGCCAUAAUUUACGGGAUCUACCGAUCGAGCAAUGCGAAUUACACAUACGACACGAAGUACAUUACAGUUCCGGUGGACCAUUUCAGCUUUGCAUUUAAUCAUACGUUUCGAUUGAGAUUUCUUAUUAACGAAUUACACUGGAAACCUGGAGGACCUAUAUUCUUUUACACCGGAAACGAAGGGAACAUAGAAGAAUUCGCUCAAAAUGUUGGACUUAUGUGGGAAAUGGCACCUGAAUUCAAUGCAGUUAUAGUUUUUGCAGAACAUAGAUAUUAUGGAAAAUCAUUACCUUUUGGUAAAAAAUCGCAUACAAAUCACAAUUUUGGUUACUUAACCACAUCGCAAGCGUUGGCAGACUUUGUGAAUUUGUUGGCAGAUUUAAAAGAGAAAUGCAAAACUAAAAACCACAACAAACCGUGUAAAGCGAUAGCUUUUGGUGGUUCUUACGGAGGAAUGUUGGCAGCCUGGAUUCGAUUAAAAUACCCUGCUUCAGUGGAUGGUGCCAUCGCGGCUUCCGCACCCAUUUAUCAGUUUAACGGCCUCACCGAAUGCAAUCGGUUCAACGAUAUAUUAGUGAAAGCCUUUAGGAUCUCCGCCGGCGAAACCUGCAUGCGAAAUAUCAAGAGAACGUGGAACGUUAUUCGAAAUUACACCUCCUCAUCUAGAGGUCAAACCAUAUUGAAAUUAAAACUUCACCUCUGCAAACUGGUUAAGAAUAAAGAAGACUUGGCGCAAUUGUUAUAUUGGUUAAAUGAAAUGUUCGCCAAUUUGACCAUGUUAAAUUACCCGUAUCCUUGUAAUGGUUUACCUGAGAAUCCAGUUAAAACAUUUUGUGAAUCUACAAAUUUAACUGAUCCUAAUCUUACCGAUAAAAAAUUAUUAAAUGCUUAUGGAACUGCUAUUCGAAUAUAUGCCAAUUCUACUUCAGAAACACAUUGUAUAGAUAUUCAUGAUAUUAUGAAUAAUCCUAAUGAUAGAGCUUGGUAUUAUCAGAGUUGUACAGAGCUUGUAAUGCCAAUGUGCAUUAAAGAUAACGAAAUGUUUGAGAAAUCAUCUUGGAAUUUCACCAACUUCUCGGAAUAUUGUUACAAACAUUACGGAUUUAAAACAUAUCGCCAAGAUCUCCCUAUAUUAGAAUACGGAGGCAAAGAUGCCGAAUACAACAAUGUUGUUUUCACCAAUGGUAUGUUAGAUCCGUGGCACGGUGGAGGAGUAUUAUAUUCGUCGCAAUACUCGCAUGCUCUUAUAAUGACAGAUACAGCACAUCAUCUUGAUUUCAGAGCUCAACAUCCUAACGAUCCAAAAUCCGUUCGUAUGGUUAGAGAAAGAAUUAGAGAUUAUGUACGAUCUUGGAUAAAAAUAUAAAAAGUUUUU